AUGGAUCAAGAAAAGCAGCAGACCAACGGCAAUGCCGCUGCCGACACGCCCGCUCAAAAUGGCGAUACCGCUCCUGUCCCUCCACCACACAAAACUCCCACCACUCCUCCACCAAGCACCGAGGAUGCUGAGGCUUUCAAGGCUGCUGGAAACAAGUAUUUCAAGGCAGGAGAUUACACCAAGGCUAUUGCAGAGUACACAAAAGCCGUUGAGGCUGAUCCCAAGUCUUCGACGUACAGAUCCAACCGUGCUGCGGCUUAUAUGUCUGCUGGAAAAUACAUUCAAGCCUUGGAUGACUGCAAAGAAGCUGAUGAGCUGGACCCGAACAAUGCCAAAAUUUUGCACAGAAUGGCACGUAUCUACACGUCUUUGGGCCGACCCAGAGAAGCGCUUGAAACCUACGAUCGCAUUGACCCUCCUGCAUCGCAAAAAGACCGCCAACCUGCCGUUACCAUGAACCGUCAUCUUUCUGAAGCCGAAGAACAGAUUCGCGAUUCCACCUCUGGUUCCAUGGCUAUUUUCGCCCUUGACCAAGCUGAGAAGGGUCUUGGAUCUACUGUCACAAGACCACGAAAGUGGGCUCUGCUCAGGGGUGAGGCAUACCUGAAAAUGGGCAACGUGAACGCCUUGGGAGAUGCACAAAACAUCGCCAUGUCCUUGUUGCGCAACAACAGCGCCGAUCCUGAGGCCCUGGUGUUGAGAGGACGCGCUCUCUAUGCACAGGGUGAGAACGACAAGGCUUUGCAACACUUCAGACAAGCCAUUAGCUGCGAUCCUGACUUCAAGGAUGCCGUCAAAUAUCUGCGUAUGGUGCAAAAACUUGACCGCACAAAGGAAGAAGGAAACAACUACUUCAAGUCUGGAAAGUACGAACAAGCUGUCGAGACUUACACCUCUGCUCUCGAGAUCGAUCCCCAAAAUCGUGGCACAAACUCCAAGAUCUUGCAAAACCGAGCGCUCUGCUACACUAAACUCAAGGAAUGGCAAAAAGCAAUCGAGGACUGCGAACGUGCAUUGAAACUUGAUCCCAGCUAUACCAAGGCUCGCAAGACAAAGGCCAAGGCAUUGGGUGAGUCUGGCAACUGGGAGGAGGCCGUCAAGGAAUUGAAGGCUAUUGCCGAAAGCAACCCCGAAGAACCUGGUAUCGCAAAGGAGGUCCGUAACGCUGAGCUCGAACUCAAGAAGAGCAAGCGCAAGGACUACUACAAGAUUCUUGGAGUCGAGAAGGAUGCCGACGACAACCAAAUCAAGAAGGCUUACAGGAAGUUGGCUAUCAUCCACCAUCCUGACAAGAACCAAGGAGAUGAAGCUGCAGCAGAUCGCUUCAAGGAUAUUGGUGAAGCCUACGAAACUCUGUCAGACUCUCAGAAGCGCGCUCGUUACGAUAGUGGUGAGGAUCUCAUCGACCCCUCGGAACAGUUUGGUGGAGGUGGCUUUGGCGGCGGCAUGGGUGCACAAAUCGACCCCGAGGUCCUCUUCCAGAUGUUUGGUGGACAGAUGGGCGGCGGUGGCUUCGGUGGAGGUGGCUUUGGCGGCGGCAUGGGCGGUGGUGCCCGUAGAGGUGGUGGUGGCUUCCCUGGAGGAUUCCACUUCGGUUGA
Molecule: messenger RNA, 1599 nt
Organism: Aureobasidium melanogenum CBS 110374
Lineage: Eukaryota; Fungi; Ascomycota; Dothideomycetes; Dothideales; Saccotheciaceae
Product: TPR-like protein
Exons: 4
Coding region: 1-1599 (532 amino acids)
Molecular function (GO): protein binding
Source: RefSeq, a predicted model, not a curated record